Astrephomene gubernaculifera is the source of this 895-nucleotide messenger RNA. NCBI's taxonomy places the organism in Eukaryota, Viridiplantae, Chlorophyta, Chlorophyceae, Chlamydomonadales, Astrephomenaceae. The record is from the annotation of a GenBank genome assembly.
CUUUACUCAGGCUGUAGCCAACUACACGUGCUCACAAAGCGCCUUGUCCGAACACUAACACCAACCCGCAUCCUGGGAUUGCACCAAAGCGCAACAAAACAAAGUCCAUAUAGAUACUUGUCGGCCGGCUCUGUAAACGGUCACAGGUCAACAAAGUUACAUGCGCAUCCGACCGAGCCAUCGCAACACCCCACAAUGCUGUCGCGCUAUCGCAGCCCUUCCGGAGUCGACUAUCCACGCGGGCUCCCUGCAGCUCGCUUAAACAACCCCACCAGCUUCAAUGAAGCCAUCCGGGACUUUCCGGAGAAGGACCUCAUCCGGACCGAAUUGAGGAUGUGGGAUGGCGCUCUGGCGGGAGUGGUGCACCAGGCGGGUCAGUUCCCGGCGCUGCAGGAGGGCCCGGAGGCCGGUGAGGUGCCGCAACCCCCCGGGGAGCUGGCGCAGGCCCUCUCAGAGGACCUGGAGCUCCUAGCGGCGCUGGCGAGUACGACACAGCAGGUGUCGUACGACGCAUUCGGAAGCGAAUCCGAAUUCGCCGUACUGCCCAUCGUACUGGAGCCGCGACUGCAGGCGGCGGCGGCGGCAGCUGGUACGGCAGCGGGAGAGCUUGGCGAGGAGAGCAGCGGCGGCGGAGGCGGCGGUUGGUGGUCGUUGGCGGAGGCGACGGCGGCGCCGCUGACGUGGGCCGAGGUGGUUGGGAGCCUGGGGGUAGCUCCGCAGCUGGCGGCGAGGUUCCAACCGCCCCUGGAGCUGGGCAGCAGGGAGGACUUCCUGAGCCACAUGCACGAGCGGCACAUCCGCCGACUAGCCGGCAGCGACUCCGACCCCACCUCCCCCGCGGGCGCCCUGUCAGCUGCCGUACGGCUGCUCAGCGGUGCCGUACACUACCCCGUAC